CUCUGUCUGUCUCUCUUUAUCUCUGCAGGCCAUUUCUCUCUCUUCUCCAUUUGUCCACACAAACCUGACACUCGCCCCGUUUCAUUAAUUUCCUUCAUCAUCUCUCCCUUUCUCUUUACUUUACAAGUGCAUUCUUUUAAGGUUUUCUUCUUCUUCAACCUUCAACCGUUACGCGAAAAAAAAAAAAAAAAAACUUUAACUCUACCAAAUGAGUUUUGAUUUUCCCUUAUAAACAGGCAACUUGAAUAUUUGUAAUUCAUGAUGUUGGAUCUUAAUCUUGACGUUGUUUCGUGUGAAUCGUCGUCGUUUUGCGAUGACGACAAAAAGAUGAUAAUAGAUGCAGCUGAGAAACAUCUCGGCCAUGAAGAUUCCGGAACCUCGAACUCCUCCAUCAUCAACUGUGAAGAGCCGCAAGCCAAUGCCGGAGAUGAGAACUCCUCGAACAACUCUUCCUCCGCAUUGAUCUUCGACAUCGUGAAGAAAGACAAACAAAAGAACGUCAUAAUCCAAGUUGAUGACAACACCACCACUACUACUUCCUCAAAAGCUCUCGUCACGCAGCAACUUUUCCCGGUCAUCGGAGAAAAAGCAGGUGCAGAAGCUGAAUUCGGUGCGGUGAAGUCCAGGGUAAGGCCUCAAACGUGGCUAAAUUUAUCUCACGUUGAUUCCAGUGGAGAGCAAGAACUGAAAGUCGUGCAGCAAAAGCAACAACAAGUUCGAAAGAGCCGGCGAGGCCCUCGGUCUAGAAGCUCACAGUACCGCGGCGUGACAUUUUAUCGCAGAACCAGCCGUUGGGAAUCACACAUAUGGGAUUGUGGAAAGCAAGUAUAUUUGGGUGGAUUUGACACAGCUCAUGCUGCUGCAAGGGCAUAUGAUAAGGCUGCAAUUAAGUUCCGUGGCGUUGAUGCUGAUCUCAAUUUUGAUGUCAGUGAUUAUGAUGAAGACAUGAAACAGACCAAGCAUCUAGCAAAAGAAGAAUUUGUGCUUGUUCUUCGUCGCGAAAGCUCCGGAUUUUCCAGAGGGACAUCAAGAUACAGAGGUGUAACCUUGCACAAAUGUGGGAGAUGGGAAGCUAGAAUGGGUCAGCUUCUUGGAAAGAAGUAUAUUUAUCUUGGCUUAUUCGACAAGGAAGUAGAAGCUGCAAGGGCCUAUGACAAAGCUGCCAUCAGAUAUCAUGGAAGGGAUGCAGUAACCAAUUUUGAACCAAGUUCUUAUGAAGAGGAAAUGAUUUUAGAUUCCAACAAUGGAGGCAGUGACCACAAUCUAGACUUGACCCUUGGAAUUGCUACGUCUUCAAAUGGAAAUGACAAUUCUGGGAAUUUCCAUUUUGGAUGUGGCGGCGCUCGAGAAAUGCCAAACAAAGAAAGGCUAGUGCUUGAAAGCUCUGCAUAUGCCUCUGUUGGAAUGCAACUACAACAACAUCCUCAUGCUCUAACAAUGCCACCCAAACAUCCUUCAACAUUUGCGGGCGUAUAUCCUCUUUUACUUCCAAAUUAUGAGGAUAAGAAUAUAGAGAAGAGGGUUCAUUCUGUAUCUUCACCGAGAUUCACAAACUGGGCAUGGCAAAUGCACGGCCAUGGCAAUGUAGCUCCAAUGCCAGUGUUAUCAAUCGCAGCAUCAUCAGGAUUCUCUUCCACUACUACUAGCACGAAUUCAGCUACUCUUCAACUCCACCAGCAACAAAUAAAUCCUGUCCGCAACAUGUUUCAGCUUCCCACACCAACAACAUCAUCCACCAUAACCACAUCCCAUUAUUUCAAUCACAAAAAUUAAAGAGCCAAAACAAAAAACAAAUCUGUUACUCAAAAUCAGUCCAACAAUUUGUCAUUCUGCUCCCUGGAAAGUUAGGUGAGCUCUGAGCGGGAUUCGAAACUGCAACAAUUAUAGAGUAUUCCUGUAAACUGUAAAUUGUAUUUAA
Molecule: messenger RNA, 1918 nt
Organism: Pistacia vera
Lineage: Eukaryota; Viridiplantae; Streptophyta; Magnoliopsida; Sapindales; Anacardiaceae
Product: APETALA2-like protein 2
Exons: 10
Coding region: 259-1773 (504 amino acids)
Biological process (GO): regulation of DNA-templated transcription
Molecular function (GO): DNA binding; DNA-binding transcription factor activity
Source: RefSeq, a predicted model, not a curated record